AUGUGGCCGCGGCGGCGAUGGCGCGCAGGAAGUGACGACGAAGGUCGCGGCGAGUGGAAGAGGGGGUGGGAAGGGGGGGAGGGGGGUGGGGAAGGGUGGGUUGGGGGGGUCGCCCCAUCCGUCACCCACGCUCACUGCCCGUACACCGCACACGCUCACUUCCCUCCGUCGCCCACGCUCACUGCCCGUACACCGCACACGCUCACUUCCGUCCGUCGCCCACGCUCACUACCCGUACACCGCACACGUUCACUUCCCUCCGUCGCCCACGCUCACUGCCCGUACACCGCACACGCUCACUUCCCUCCGUCGCCCACGCUCACUGCCCGUACACCGCACACGCUCACUUCCCUCAGUCGCCCACGCUCACUGCCCGUACACCGCACACGCUCACUUCCCUCCGUCGCCCACGCUCACUGCCCGUACACCGCACACGCUCACUUCCCUCCGUCGCCCACGCUCACUGCCCGUACACCGCACACGCUCACUUCCCUCAGUCGCCCACGCUCACUGCCCGUACACCGCACACGCUCACUUCCCUCCGUCGCCCACGCUCACUGCCCGUACACCGCACACGCUCACUUCCCUCCGUCGCCCACGCUCACUGCCCGUACACCGCACACGCUCACUUCCCUCCGUCGCCCACGCUCACUGCCCGUACACCGCACACGCUCACUUCCCUCCGUCGCCCACGCUCACUGCCCGUACACCGCACACGCUCACUUCCCUCCGUCGCCCACGCUCACCACCUGCCCCUCGCCUUCUCUCAAAGACCCUCUGUCGCCUAUGCUCCCUCCCCAUCCCCGCCUCCCCAUCCCUAACCCUCUCCAUCCCCCAUCUCCCCAUCCCUCACCUCCCAGUCUCUCAUCUUACCAUCCCUCAUCUCCCCAUCCCUUCCCUCUCCAUCCCUCACCUCCCCAUCCCCCACCUCCCCAUCCCCGCCUCCCCAUCCCUUCCCUCCCCAUCCCUCACCUCCCCAUCCCUUCCCUCCCCAUCCCUCACCUCCCCAUCCCUUCCCUCCCCAUCCCUUCCCUCCCCAUCCCUUCCCUCCCCAUCCCUCACCUCCCCAUCCCUCACCUCCCCAUCCCUCACCUCCCCAUCCCCGCCUCCCAAUCCAUUCCCUCCCCAUCCCUCACCUCCCCAUCACUUCCCUCCCCAUCCCUUCCCUCCCCAUCCCUCACCUCCCCAUCCCUUCCCUCCCCAUCCCUUCCCUCCCCAUCCCUCACCUCCCCAUCCCCGCCUCCCCAUCCCUUCUCCCCAUCCCUCACCUCCCCAUCCCUUCCCUCCCCAUCCCUCAUCUCCCAUCCCUCACCUCCCCAUCCCUCACCUCCCCAUCCCUCACCUCCCCAUCCCCGCCUCCCCAUCCCUUCCCUCCCCAUCCCUCACCCCCCCAUCCCUUCCCUCCCCAUCCCUCAACUCCCCAUCCCGUCGCCCACGCAAACUCUCUUUCCGUCGCCCAGCUCACCAUUCCGGCCCACCCCAUUCCGCCCCACCCCAUUCCGCCUCACCCAUUUCCACCCUAAACCCCAUUCCGCCUCACCCCAUUCCGCCUCACCCCUUUCCGCCCCACCCCAUUUUGCCUCCCGUCCUCUCUCUAUCCCCUCCUCUUCCAAACCCAUCCCUCCUCACCUUUCCCCAUCCCUCCUCUCCCCAUCCGUCCUUUCCCCAUCCGUCCUCCUCACCCCAUCUCCUCCUCACCCCAUCUCCUCCUCACCCCAUCUCCUCCGCACCCCUCAUCCCUUGUGCUUCUCUGCACUAGGGAGCUCCUUGGGGAGGGGAGAUGCGGUUGGCGACGGGCAGAGUCGGCCCAGAAGAGGCGGACGUGGUGCUGCUGGAGCCCCCCGUCCCGUCCUCCCAACCUAUCUUCCACCUGCAUACCUUCGUCUGCGCAUCUCCCAAUUCCUCAUCUCCCCAUUCCUCAAAUUGCUCUCCCUUGUUCUCCCCCGUCUCAAGUCUCCCCAUCCCUCAAAUCUCCCCUUCACUCACCUCCCCAUUCCUGUUGUUGCUCUUGCAACAAACAUGAGGAUCCUGCCCUCUGCCCCCCUCCCGCGUCGCUAUCCCUGCCUCUCCCCCGUCAACCCCAUCCCAUCCCUGUGCCUCCAGGGACGGGGUGGACGUGGAGCAUAG
Closterium sp. Naga37s-1 is the source of this 2127-nucleotide messenger RNA. The record is from the annotation of a GenBank genome assembly. NCBI's taxonomy places the organism in Eukaryota, Viridiplantae, Streptophyta, Zygnematophyceae, Desmidiales, Closteriaceae.